Molecule: messenger RNA, 192 nt
Organism: Monoraphidium neglectum
Lineage: Eukaryota; Viridiplantae; Chlorophyta; Chlorophyceae; Sphaeropleales; Selenastraceae
Exons: 2
Coding region: 1-192 (63 amino acids)
Source: RefSeq, a predicted model, not a curated record
AUGACGCUGGGCCUGCAAGUUCUGGAUGAGGUGGUGGACGGCAUGUCCAUCAACUUUGCUGGGCACAAUGUGAGGCUGUCGCUGACUUACCUGGACCUGGAGCGCGGCGAGGCAUCUCCCAGCGCUGCCAAGGCCCAGGCAAUGCUCAAGAAGGCCUUGCAGCCCGUCCCAUCUGCCUCUCCCGCGACCUGA